This is a messenger RNA of Macrosteles quadrilineatus (aster leafhopper), 3299 nucleotides long. RefSeq names its product NADH dehydrogenase (ubiquinone) complex I, assembly factor 6-like. Lineage: Eukaryota; Metazoa; Arthropoda; Insecta; Hemiptera; Cicadellidae. Gene Ontology annotation, cellular component: mitochondrion. Bases 91 to 1023 code for a protein of 310 amino acids. The record is from RefSeq and is a predicted model, not a curated record. Gene Ontology annotation, biological process: biosynthetic process; mitochondrial respiratory chain complex I assembly. The transcript has 5 exons.
GCCUAACUUAGUCUAGUCUAGGCUCAUGCUGUGUUUUAGUUUGCCACUUGAUAUUAUUUAUUUAUUCAACUCUCAUGUUUAAAGAUUUAAAUGGAAAAAGCUAUGUGCAAAUGCGCUAGGUUAAUACAUUCACCAGUUUUAGGACAUUGGCGUUCUAUAAGAUAUUUCAGCUCAGCAACAAAUGCUGGUUCUUCACACAACUACUGUUUGGAUUUAGUAAGGAAAUACGAUUAUGAAAAUUUUCUCAGUAGUUUAUUGCUGGCAAACUCCGUGCGUUCAACAGCAUUUGCAGUAAGGAGCUUCAAUGUUGAAAUAUCCAAAGUCCAAGACCAAGUGAGCAACCACCAGUUGGCCCAAAUGAGGUUGAAGUUUUGGCUGGAAACAAUUGAUAGUUUAUUUAAGAAUCAAGUACGGGAACAUCCUGUGGCCCAAGAACUUCACAAGGCUAUAGGAAGGCAUAAACUGCAAAAGACACAUUUGAAAAACCUAGUGUUGGCCCGAACCAACCAGCUUUCGAGUACAUUUCCUAAUCUGGAGGCGAUGGAAAAGUAUGCUGAAUUAUCUGUUUCGUCAAUUUACUACAUGCUAUUGCAAGCAUCAGGUAUACAGAAUGUCCAUGCUGAUCAUGCUGCCAGUCAUCUAGGUAAGGCGCAGGGGUUGGCUAACCUGGUACGCUCGUUGCCGCAUCACUGUACGCGUCGUGACGUGCCACUGCCUCAAGACGUACUUGCGCGACAUCGUGUGUCUCACGAGACUGUUUUACGAGGACAUCGAGACCAGCCUGUGCGCGACGUCAUUUUCGAAGUAGCCUCUCGAGCCAAGCAACAUCUUGAUAAGGCUAGAAGCUUGAAGGAUAAAGUACCUGAGGGCACAUUUAUCUUACUUCUACCUGCAGCCUCCACCUCUUGGUUUCUGGAUCAGCUGCAGAAGUUUGACUUUGACGUGUUUCACCCGAAACUGCAGAGGAGACAUCAUCUCUUACCUUGGACAUUGUACUUGAACAAGUUUCUGAAGCGAUAUUAGCCUGGUUUGUUACUCAGUUAGGCUGUUAGGUGGACUUUGUUGCAAAUAUCUGGAUGGAAUGUUUAUAAUAGUUAUUUGUGUACAGUAACUAGUGGGCAAAGUGUCACUUUGCUGCACACAAGAGAAAUUUUUAACUCGAGAAGGUUUCUCUAGUGCAGCAAAGGCAGUUUGCACUUGUUUGUGUUACACAUUAUAUUUUUCCUACAGUUACUAUAAAUAAUUAGUCUUUCAAACAAUGUACAAUACGUUUUUAAGGUUAGGUUAAAUCCAAACAUUGAACGAAAUUGGAAACGCUGCACUAGCUGAUCGUAGUCGUAGUAUCUUUAAGUGUUGCCAACUUAUUUUCAAGUGUAUACAUAUUAUGUGCAUAAUAAAAGCACACUGUUUUAUGUUGUUUGGUUGGAAUACUGGUGUGCGCCAAAGUAAAAUCCGUGCGACAAAGUAAGGCUUUUUGUACUAUAAUCUGUUUAAUGAAGCCCACUUUGUCGGGUGACUGUAGGAAAUAGUUAUUUGUGUAACUAGUGGGUAAAGUGGCACUUUGCUGCACAGGAGAGCAAUGUUUACGCACGAGCCGCAGGCGAGUGUGGAAUGAUCUCGAGUGCAGCAAAGGCCUUUUGCACUCGUGUUACACAUUAUAUUUUUCCCACAGUCACUAUAAAGCAUAUAAAUAAUUAGUCUUUCAAACACUAUACAGCACGUUUUUAGGUUCAGCUGGCAACACAAAUAGGUGCCCUAGAGAAAGUAGUACCCGGUCCGUAUCACUCCGCUAUUUUUCCUCGGCAAGAAAUGUGCUCCGCGUUUUGAGAAUAUAGUUCCGUAUGUUUUUGUAAUUUGAAGUGGUUUCCGCGUCCAAAAAAGUGCUUUAAAGGAAUUUUCUUGUUUAUUAAGAUCGUAGGAAUGUUUUAAAAACGUUUAAAAGAAAAGUCCAGAAAUACCGAAACUAUAAACACGAAAUGACAGGUUAAAUCGUAGUUAUAAUAGUCAAUCAGCUGCUCAUAGUAUUAUUAUCUUUAAGUGUUGCCAACCUAUUUCCAAGCGUACACGAAUUACGUGCAUAGUAGAACCACGCUGUUUUGUGUCGUUUUGUUGGAAUCCUGAUGUGCGGCAAAGUAUAAACCGUACGACAAAGUAUAAACCGUACGGCAAAGUAAAAAAUAUGCAGCAAUUAGCAGCUUUCUGUACUAUAAACAGUACAAGGAAGCCAACUUUGUCGGGUGACUGUAGGAAAAAUAAUUUUAAGUCAAAUAGAGAGGUAUUUUGAUUAUUUUUACCAUUCAAAACGGUGUUCCUAGUAAAUCUUGUCAUAAACAGAGCAACUAGGUAAGCUAAUCAUUGACAUAUUGCACUGAGGUAGCCUUGUCAUUGGAAAUUCAUUACUUUAACCUAUGCGAGUAAAUCAAAAGUUAAAUCUCAUCUGCAAGGAUUCAAUAGUAUUCAGUCUUUAGUCCACUUCUGCUAGCCACUUGUCAGUGAAAUGGUGGCUGAGUAGAUAGACACGCUGCACUGACAUGUGUUUAGCUCUGAAGUUUUUCUAUAUGCGUGGGUUUGAUUCCAGCAUUAAGCAUACUAAUGUGGCCCUUAGCUGGUGAGAGGACCCACCAUAAGUACGAUAAGUAAACGAUGUCCAGCAUGGGUAUAAGGUAACGUCAUUAUCCAUUAGUGAGUUUAGUAAGGAUUGCACACCUGUUUACACGAUGGAAUCGCCUCUGAAUCGUCUAAAUAAGCUUAUAUAGGUUUAGGUCACCAGUUUCCUUUCAAAACGUAAACGAUCCUUAGGUAACUAUGGGGACUACAGCUUCUUCGUGCUUGAAGAAAAGUUACACAUCUUCAUGCUAAUGUCAAUGUUUUGUCGUGCAUAUUUUAACCGUACAUAUUCCCUGUUUUAUUAUAAAAUUAUGACGAACUCUACAUGAGAGGUAUUCUUGACCUGAAGAUGAGCUAGUUUUCUACAAGCACAAAAUGGCUGUAGUUGCCAUAGUACUACCUAAAUUUCGUUUUGACAGCAAACAGGUAACCUACACCUGUUUAGUUUCUUUUUACACUAGUAAAGAGGAGGAGGAUGAAGUGAUCUCUUUUUGGGUUUUUAUUUUAGUUAAAUAUCACAUCGUUUACUAGGCCCAUUAUUCCAUAAAAUGGGAAACUGACUCCAUUUUUUUUUUUUUAGUUUUUACGUCACAUCCAGUAUUUUGCAACAAGUUGUAUUAGUAUUUGUACAUACCCAUUUAUAUUGUUGAAAUAAAUCUGUUAUAAGUUAAUAAUUGUCUUUUUUUACAAAC